UAAUAAUAUUCUCUUAAUUAAUCAUACGCCUAAACUCUUAUACGACCGACAUUACAUUCAUAAUCCCCUUCUCUAGUUAAUUUGUUUUCUUCUUACAAACCAUUGAAUCAAAACAGAAUGGGCAAUCCCCUUCAACUCAAAUCAUUGAAUCACAUCUCAUUGGUGUGUAGAUCAUUAGAGAAAUCCGUUGACUUUUACGUCAACGUUCUUGGCUUCUUUCCAAUUAAGAGGCCUACCUCAUUAAACUUCAAUGGUGCAUGGUUGUUUAAUUAUGGAAUUGGCAUACACCUUCUCCAAUCAGAUGACCCAGAAGGUAUGACGAGGAACUUGCACAUUAAUCCAAAGGACAGCCACAUUUCAUUCCAAUGUGAAAGUAUGGGAGCAGUGGAGAAUAAACUGCAACAAAUGAAGAUAGAGUAUGUGAAGAACAGAGUAGAGGAGAAUGGAAUAUAUGUUGAUCAAUUAUUCUUCCAUGACCCAGAUGGGUCCAUGAUUGAAAUAUGCAACUGUGACAAUAUACCAGUUGUGCCUUUAUCAGAUAAUAACAGCUUGUGGUCAUGCUCUCGCUUCAACUGCAAUAUUCGAAACCAACACAACCAGAUUCAACAAAUGAUCCCAAUGUAGUAGUAUUAAUAUCAAUAUGUUACCUUAUUGUAUAUAAUUAUAACAUUGAAUACUUUUUUGUAUUAUAUAUGUUAGAUGUUAGUAGUAGUGAUAUGAAAUUUCUUAUCACCAAAGUAGAAUUAGUGAAACUUUUUUAUUUAA
Cicer arietinum (chickpea) is the source of this 765-nucleotide messenger RNA. RefSeq names its product glyoxylase I 4-like. Lineage: Eukaryota; Viridiplantae; Streptophyta; Magnoliopsida; Fabales; Fabaceae. The record is from RefSeq and is a predicted model, not a curated record.